AUGAUUAACCAUGGCUUGUUUCGUGGAUCAGCCCCAUUCGAAGGCUUGACACCCGACACUGAGGAUGUUCUGGUGGUUCCUGAUGGCCGAGUGGACGUUGACGUUAAUAAACGGCUAGCAAAUACAUUGUCACGAUUGCUUCCACCUCCACCAAGAAUUGAAACCUCAGUUCCUGCUCCUCAGCAUUCUCAGAGAUCAUCAUGGAGUGUCAAGCUCAACAUCGUUAUUCAAGUCGUAGGAAGCCGCGGUGAUGUCCAGCCAUUUAUUGCUUUGGGCAAUGCGCUCCAAAAAUAUGGUCACCGGGUGCGCCUUGCAACCCAUAAUGUCUUCAAAGACUUUGCCACGAAAUCUAAUCUAGAGUUCUUUCCCAUUGGUGGUGAUCCAGCAGAAUUAAUGGCCUACAUGGUGAAAAACCCAGGACUAAUUCCAAGUACCAAAAGUUUACGAGACGGCGAAAUUCAACGCAAACGGAUUAUGGUCGGCGAAAUGCUGGAGGGUUGCUGGAAAUCUUGCAUUAUGCCAGAUCCUCAAACGGACAAGCCCUUUGUGGCGGAUGCUAUUAUUGCUAAUCCACCGAGUUUUGCCCAUGUCCACUGCGCACAAGCUCUCGGAGUACCUGUACACUUGAUGUUCACCAUGCCUUGGAGCAGUACGAAAUCGUUUCCACAUCCAUUGACCAACCUAAAAUACUCUAACACUGAUCCCAAGCUGGGCAACUAUCUUUCUUACGGCAUUGUAGAUUUUCUGACUUGGCAAGGCAUAGGGUCGACUGUGAAUAAGUGGAGGGUCGAGACGCUGGAUUUGGAGCCUGUCUCAGUUAGCGAUGGUCCAUUCCUUCUCGAUACAUUAAAAGUGCCCUUCACAUAUUGCUGGUCACCUUCUCUGAUCCCAAAACCACUUGAUUGGCCUUCGCAUAUAGAUGUUUGCGGAUUCUUUUUUCGUGAUCCUCCAUCUUACACACCAUCUCCCGAACUCCGAGACUUCCUCGCGGCUGGUCCAGCACCUGUAUACAUCGGUUUUGGGAGUAUCGUGAUCGAACGACCAGAAGAAAUGACAGCCAUACUUCUGGCAGCCAUCAAGAUCACUAGUGUCCGCGCAAUAAUUUCCAAGGGUUGGAGUGAGCUCGGCGGAGAAGAGCUUCCAAACGUCCUGUAUCUUGGUGACUGCCCUCAUGAGUGGUUAUUUCAGCAGGUUAAGGCUGUCGUUCAUCACGGAGGUGCUGGCACAACUGCGUGUGGCUUAUACAAUGGAAAACCUACCACGAUUGUGCCAUUCUUUGGAGAUCAACCAUUCUGGGGUGCCAUGGUUCACGCAGCUGGCGCUGGCCCAGCCCCAAUUAAUCACAAGGCCCUCAAUUCCAAAAUACUAGCAGAGGCGAUCGAGUACUGUCUCACGCCGGAAGCUCUUGCGGCUGCAAGAGCGCUGUCGGAGAAAAUGAUUAACGAAUCUGGCGUUGAGGCAGCAGUGAAAUCUUUUCACGCCAAUCUACCUCUGCAAAGUCUGCAGUGCGAUUUGAUACCCGACCGGCCUGCUGCUUGGACAUACAAGAAUGGCGGGAAUGUUUUAAAAUUGUCUAAACUCGCCAUCGCGGUUUUAUCCUCACACACGAAGCUUUCCUCAAAAAACAUAACUUCGCACGAAUCAAGACCAAUCUAUAUUCAGACUACCCGGUGGGAACCCAUCACCGCAAUAUCAUCUGCGUCUCUUGCAACAGUAGGUGACCUGGCUAAUAAUGCCGUUGGUGUCUUUGUCAAACCGUACGAAGAAUACAAAAAGCGACGCCCAGAAGAUUCUAAGCAUACUUCCCUUGCUGAGCAAAACUUACCCUCAUCGUCUACAAGCUCCGAAGAACAGUUAGCCACCGUCAAAUGCGAGGAAAGUGAAUCUUUGCAUGGCAAAGCGGUAAAUAACCAGAAAGCAAAGAAGGAGGGCUCAGGGACAGCAGGAGCCAUGAUUAGAGCUUCAGCGACUGGCUUCGGUAACGUUCUGUUCGGCUUGUCUAAGGGGGCAUUGGUCGAUAUUCCCGUCGCGGCAGCAGAUGGAAUGCGCUCCGUGCCACAAAUGUACAACCACCAGGCCGCAGCAGAUUAUGGCAAGGUAACUGAUUGGAAAAGCGGGACCACUGUGGCAGGAAAGACAUUUGCACACGGCAUGUAUGAAGGAUUCACAGACAUCUUCAAAGAGACAUACAAAGGCAAGCAGAAAGAGGGAGCGGCAGGAGUGGCAAAGGGUCUUGGCAAAGGCCUGGUCAGCAUGACUAUGAAGACCAGUGCUGGUGCGGUGGGCUUGGUUGCGUAUCCGGCACAAGGCAUAUGCAAGAGUAUCUAUACAGCAGUCAAGAGCACGACAAGAAAGAGGAUUGAGGACGCGAAGACGGCUGAGGGAAAUUGGUUGAUUAAAAGGGAGGUCGGGAAUAACUUGGAUCAGGCGUUGCUGUGCGCUGAAUUUAAGAAUUCCAUGAAAGGUUGA
Molecule: messenger RNA, 2469 nt
Organism: Glarea lozoyensis ATCC 20868
Lineage: Eukaryota; Fungi; Ascomycota; Leotiomycetes; Helotiales; Helotiaceae
Product: UDP-Glycosyltransferase/glycogen phosphorylase
Exons: 6
Coding region: 1-2469 (822 amino acids)
Biological process (GO): carbohydrate metabolic process
Molecular function (GO): hexosyltransferase activity; UDP-glycosyltransferase activity
Source: RefSeq, a predicted model, not a curated record